Molecule: messenger RNA, 1257 nt
Organism: Leishmania mexicana MHOM/GT/2001/U1103
Lineage: Eukaryota; Euglenozoa; Kinetoplastea; Trypanosomatida; Trypanosomatidae
Exons: 1
Coding region: 1-1257 (418 amino acids)
Source: RefSeq, a predicted model, not a curated record
AUGGCUAAACCAACGUCGUCGUCCACCCUCCCUUCAACUGCCUUGCCGACUUCCUCGUCCCGCACGCCACAAAUCAUCGCCGCUGUGGUGACAGCGGCUGCGGCACUCGGCGCUGGCAUACUUUUUGCGGUGGUGUCGAGCGGCAGUGCGGGUGGUGGCGGAGGCAGCCGGCGCGCCUUCCGGUCUGAGGGCGCCAUCCAGGAGCCGCGGCAGGCUGUCGUCGAGGCGCUGGAGGCGAUACGUGGUGGGCGGUGCAGGGCGUGCGGCGAGCUCGUGUCCUUCCUGCGUGGCCCUCCCCAAUCUCCCGUGUCGCCAGCUGCUUUUCUUGGCGUUCUCGGGGCCGCGGCAGCCACCGCUACCGAAAGGCCACCUCCGUCGAAUGCGCACUGCCUGCGAGUCCCAGCCUCCGUGUUACACUACAUCCAGGAGAGCUACUUGCCCGCUACGCGGCGUCAGCUGGUCGAGGCGCAGCAGAAACAGCAGCCCUCCCCCGCCACGCCUGCUCUGCAAGUAGAAUACAACCUGUUUGCGCAGAUGGUCGCCGCGGACGUGACGCUGCGUGCGCUGAACGUGGAGCGGGCGACUCCAUUCGACAAGGACGAUCGCAGUCACACGAACCUCCUCCAGCAGCUCUGGAUGGCGGCAGGGAAGCCGGCGACGACGUACAGCCCCGUUGGGCAGCACUGGGUCAGCAUCGGCUUUCAGGGCGCAGACCCCGUGACAGACCUCCGCGGCGGUGGCGUACUGGCGCUCCGACAGCUCGUCCACUUUGCGCAAGCGCACAACACCGCUUUUCGCGAGAUGCUUGCUUACAACGAGCGUGUGCAGCGGGACGGCAAGCACAGCUGGUACCUGCUUGCCGUCGUCAGCAUCCAACUCACCACCCAACUCAUGCUCGAGCAGGAUCACCCCCUGCAUGUGGCGCAUUUGGAGAUGGUCUACGAUACGCUGCGCCUCGGAGCUGCCGGUGAUGCGACGGCCAAGACUGUUAGCCGUCGUGCUGUGGCGGAGCAGAGGGGCGUAAGGCUCGGCAGCACACGUGCCGCGGAUACGGCGGCGUUUUGGGACCUUUGCAAGAGUGCGUGCAGUGCCGAGGCGGGCAUGUUCGCGCUGCACCACGCGCUGCUGCUUCACUUCAAGGAGUGCUGGACCCGGGACGAGCCGCACGUGAUGGAGUACAACACGUACAUGUCUGCCAAGGUGUUCAGCACCUUCUUCACCACGAAAUGGGCAGACAAAACGCUACCGGCGCCGUAG